GCGGUGUCUUCGGAUAUUGCGCUACAUACAUGCAUGUGCAUUUUUUGAAAACUCCUGUUCCCAGGAUGAUAUAAAGAAGUUAUUUGAUUCACUUGUGGAGUGUAGAUAUUUGGCACCUGUGCAAUUUUGUCCCUUGAUCUACUUAUCUACUUACUGGUUAAUAUACAAAGUGAAGAAGCAUAUAUACAAUUUCUGUUAUGGAAACAGAUAAAUAUACAUUAGUUGUCCGAAAUCUUCAGGAGGUGAUUGGUGAGGAUGAUCUUCAAGUUUUACUAAAAAAGCAAAAUCCAGCCAUGGCUGUUUACUGGGGUACCGCUACAACUGGUCGACCACAUAUAGCCUAUUUUGUUCCAAUUCUUAAACUGGCUGAUAUGCUUCGAGCAGGUAUUAGAGUGACUGUACUCUUUGCUGAUUUACACGCCUACUUGGAUAAUAUGAAAGCUCCAUGGUCUUUACUACGUCUUCGCACAAAGUAUUACGAAGCUGUUAUAAAGGGAAUGUUUCGUUCUAUAUGUGUACCGUUAGACCAGUUACAUUUUGUACGUGGAGCUGACUAUCAGUUGACCGAGGAGUAUUCUAUCGAUGUAUAUCGUUUAAUGGCUUUAACGUCAGUGCAUGAUGCUCGUAAAGCAGGUGCAGAAGUUGUCAAACAAGUGAGUAAUCCACUUGUCUCUGGACUGUUGUAUCCACUGUUACAAGCGUUAGAUGAAAUCCACUUGAAAGUGGAUGCUCAAUUCGGUGGAGUUGAUCAACGGAAAAUAUUCAUGUUAGCUGAAAAGUAUCUACCUCAUCUUGGACAUAAGAAAAGAGUUCAUUUGAUGAAUCCAAUGGUUCCAGGAUUAACUGGUGGGAAAAUGUCUUCCUCUGAAGCUGAUUCAAAAAUCGAUUUAUUAGAUCCACCGAAUUCAGUUAGUAAUAAAUUGGCUUCAUCUAUUUGUCCGCCGAAUAUGACAGCUGAACAAGGCAAUGGUGUAUUGGCCUUUUUAAAAUAUGUCAUAUUCCCUUUAGUUCCAAAAAGAACAGGAUUAUCGAUCCCUCGAACUCCAAAACCAUACUUUGAUUAUUCUCAAGUGGAAAAAGAUUAUCUUGCCAAUAAAAUCCCGGCUGAUUCUCUUCGAUCCAUUGUAGCUGAAUGCUUGAAUGGUCUAUUGGAAACUGUUCAAAAUGAUUUUAAAGAUCCUAGCCUUCAAAAACUUGUCCAUGAUGCCUAUCCAACAGAUGAUAAGGCAUUCAGUAAUUCUGCCGGCCAUGAUGAGAUGACAAUGUUCACAGAUAAAAAGCCUACUGUCUUACAAGAGAUCGAUGAGAGAAUUAAUCAUAUUCCCAAGAUUUCUGAUAAAUCUGCUCUGUUAACGGCAUUUGAAAAUGAAUUCGUGGGUUGUAAAUCACUAUUGGAAGAACGGUUAACUAAAACUGAUCGUUUACGAUGUUUAUGGUCAAUUACACCGUCUGGAUUACCACAUCUUGGUCAUUCAAUUCCCCUGCGGUCUCUGGCGCGUUUAUCACAUCUGGAUGGUGUUUAUAUCAUUGUAUUGAUUAACAAUAUCUCAGCUCAUUUACACGGUUCAUUGACAUGGGAUGUGAUUAAACAACGCGGUGAAUUUUGUCGUGUAAUUUUAACCGGUCUAUUCUCUGCUCUCAAUGGUCGUAUGGAUCGGUUUUCUUGUCUACUUGGCAGUGAUUAUCAAUUAAGCUCGGCAUACAUGUUAGAUUUUUAUCGUUUAGUAAGUUUAGUCCCCGAAACAGAUUGUCUAAUAUCAAGUGAACUAUCUGAAUUCGACAAUAAUAAUCAACUGAUGAAUGGUACUUUGGAUAGUGGUGAUAUAUCAGCCGACUCUUCAUUAUCAUCAGCAUCAUCAUCGUCUGUUCGAUCUUCAUUGGGUGAAUUACUGUUGCCGUGUUUAGAUUUAAUCGAUGCAACACAACUCGGCGUUGAUAUUCGUAUCGCUAGUCCACGGAGAACACAAAAACGACAAAUAUUUCAGUCUAAAUUUAUGCGCCUCUUCCCCGAUUCCCUUGGCGCUCUACACCUUACUCAUCCAAUGCUGUGUUGUCUUCAAGCACCUGUGAAUCCCAAUCAAACUGGCCUUUUAACCUGCCCUCCAAUGAAAUCAUGUCCACUGGCAUCUCGUUGCCUAGGUCCAGCGUCAGCGAAAGCAUUAGCAGCUUUAGCUGAAGACAAUUACAUCCCUUUGGUUGAACCACCUGUUCCAGGGUCAACUGAAAAAUCUCCACUCUCUGGAUUGAAACGUCGAAUCAAACGGGCUUUUUGUCAACCGAAUAAUAUUGAUGUAAAUCCGAUAUUGGAUAUAUGUCGUUGGGUGCUGAUACCAGAGCUGAAACCUGAAGAGCCUUUUAUAAUCCCUCGUUCAGAGAAAAAUGGUGGCCCACUACACAUCACAUGUAAAUCAUCUUCAUUAAGUCAAUGGGAUUCAUUGAAACAACACUUCGCCGAUGGUAGUCUGCAUCCUGGUGAUUUAAAGUCAGCUGUUGAACACCUUUUAUCUAUGGCGAAUGAGAAAAGUUUGGCGAAUCAUUUAAGCAAAUCGCUGCCGAAAUGGGAUGAACUGAUGCGCCUGUUGGAUGAAGCCUUCCCUUUACCAAAAUCGAAGAGUAAAGAUAAGUCAAGUAAACAAAGCAGUCAAAAGCCUACGAAUCCACCGACAUCUAACAGUACUGAUAUUCUUCGUCGACCAGAUAAUCUCAGCGAGGUGAAAAACAGUGAACAAGUUGUGCCUAAAUUGAAUGGCAGUAAUAAGACGCUAUCCAUGCAAACUUCAGGCGAUGAACUCAAUCCAAAUCGUUUAGAUAUUCGAGUUGGAUUAAUUCUAUCCGUGAAGAUUCAUCCGAAUGCAGAUAGUCUGUUUAUUGAAGAAGUUGACUUUGGCGCUGAGAUUGGCAAAAGAACAGUUGUCAGUGGAUUGGCUGGUCUUUAUCCUAUGGAAAAACUUCUUGGUCUGCAUGGUAUAUUUAUUGUCAAUAUGAAACCGGUGAAAAUUCGAGGGAUUGAAUCUCAGGCUGUGUUACUUUGUGCUUCGUAUAAAGAUAAUUCCUCAUCGAUGCUUCGAGUUCAACCAAUUUAUGCAAUGAAAGAGGCCAGUACACUUGGUGAACGUUACAUAUUUCAUUCAACUGACCAGUCAGUGACAACAUCAUCGUCUGUAGUAGAACCUGAUAAACUGUUAAAUCCAAAGACAAAAUUAUGGGAACAUUUAUGUCCAGAUUUAUCAACAUCGCCUAGUCAACAUGUUCAAUGGAGAGAUUGGCGAUUAGGUUCAUUGACUGGAAAACACUGGAUUUGUGUACCAGAUGAAGUUCCUGCAGGUUCAUCUGUUCGUUAAGAAGAAAAAGCAUAUAAAUAAAUCGCAAAUAGAAAUAAAUGAUGAAAACAACGAAAAAGAAUGUAGACUGAUAGGUGGGAAAAUGUUUUUCGUUGUUGUUGUUCUAUUGGAGAGACAGCUGUAUUGUGUGUGUGUGUACAAGUUGCUAUUUGUUUACUCUAUUCUUGUUUCUUCUUCUCUUUCUUUCUUCUUCUGCUUCUUGUUCUUUUCUUUGUGAUAUGUAAAAGAAAUCCAAGUGUGUAUUUUACAUCCCUAACUUUUUAUGACUCCAUUAUCGUACAUGCAAGUGAAAUAAUAAUAAUAAUUUAUUUCUAUGGUC
This is a messenger RNA of Trichobilharzia szidati, 3660 nucleotides long. NCBI's taxonomy places the organism in Eukaryota, Metazoa, Platyhelminthes, Trematoda, Strigeidida, Schistosomatidae. The record is from the annotation of a GenBank genome assembly.